Ectocarpus siliculosus is the source of this 1938-nucleotide messenger RNA. The record is from the annotation of a GenBank genome assembly. Lineage: Eukaryota; Phaeophyceae; Ectocarpales; Ectocarpaceae.
AUGGACAAAUACCUGGAUUCGGGGCCGUCGUCAUCGACCGCAGGCCAGGACAGAGUACCUAUCAGGCGGUCCGCUUCGAGCACCAAGAGUCGUCUGAACGCCCUGCUAGCGAAACCGAAGGCCAAGCCCGCGGAAGGUUUCGAUGUGUCCAUGAUCGGCGACCUAUCGGUCGGAAACGGGGCUGCUGCUGCUGCACCGGCCGCGAAAAGAGCGAGACGCUCAUCCCGUGGUAGCGGUGAUGGAGGAGCAGACGCUGCUGCUGUUGGCUCUCGAGCGGAGUGCUUGGACGUGACCGCGUCGCCGCAGAGGGGCGCGGCCAGCUCCGCGGCAUCCGGGAGCUCCAACGGCGGGUCGUCGUCAGGAGGCGUUUGUGAUGACUUCGGCGCUCGUUUCAGCGGAAGGAAGAAUAUCAACAACAGAAGCAGUAGUAGAGGUGGGUCAAGCACUGUGGGGGGCAGGGCGAACAGCUACAGCAGCGGGUGGCCCACGACGUCUACUGGCGGCAGUGGCAGCAGCGACGGUGGUGCGCGUAGCAGUAGUGGCAGCAAGAUGGGUCCAUGGGCGCGAAGGCCGGAGGAGGUAGCUCUGUGCGCCGAGGAGGGCUACGACCCGUUGGAGCUCAUGGACGACGCGAACCGAGAGAUUUUCGGGAACAACGGCUUUCGAGGGGUUCAGGAACGAGUGAUUCGGGCGACUCUCUGCGGUCGCGACUGCUUUGUCCUCAUGCCCACAGGGGGCGGGAAGUCUCUCUGUUACCAGCUGCCGGCAUGCCUCAGCAAGGGCGUCACGUUCGUCAUGUCCCCGCUGCUCUCUCUCAUCGAGGACCAGGUCACCCAGCUGCUCAAGGCUCCGUGCGGAGGCAUCCCGGCCGCCCACUUGACGAGCGCCACCCCCACGACUGCGAUCAAGCAGAUCUAUAAGGAUCUCGGCAGGGCGGACAGGGACCGGGAGCCGAGCGUCAAACUGCUGUACGUGACUCCGGAGCGGCUGGGCAACUCGGACUCCAUGCUUGACUUCAUGCACCGCCUGAACGACAAGGGUAUGCUAGCUCGCUUCGUGAUCGACGAAGCUCAUUGCGUGUCGUCUUGGGGGCACGACUUCAGGCCCGACUACUCCAAGCUUGGCUACUUCAAGAAAACCUUCCCGAACGUGCCCAUCAUCGCUCUCACCGCCACCGCGACCACGACGGUAAGACCUGUGAUGGAGGACGUCAUCAAGAGCUUGCGGCUGGUCAACCCGACCAAGUUCAUUCAGAGUUUCAACCGCACCAACCUUGUGUUCCGUGUGGAGGAGAAGCCCGACAAGAUCAACGACGCGAUGGAAUACGUCGCCGACUUCAUCAAGAAGCAGAACAGCAAGAACGGCGGACGGUGCGCAAUGGUGUUCCCGUUGUCGGUGAUGGAAACUUCGGCGUUGAGCGACUUUCUCCGGAAGAAGAAGAUCUCCGCGGACUACUACCACGCGGGUCAAGGAGCUGCUGAGAGGAAGAGCGUGCAGGGGUCGUGGCAACGGGGAGAAAUCAGCGUCGUCUGCGCCACGAUCGCCUACGGAAUGGGCAUCGACAAGCCGGACGUCAGAUACGUGGUGCACAUGUCGAUCGCCAAGAGCGUCGAGGGCUACUACCAAGAGGCGGGAAGGGCUGGGAGGGAUGGGCGAAGGGCGGAAUGCCUCAUGCUGUUCCGCGGGCCGGACGUGAGCAAGAUGAAGAACCUGGUGAUGGGUUUCGGCAAGCGACGCGCGAGAAGAACGAGCGCCGCCACGACUCGGCAGCUGGACAUGCUCGAGAGGAUGAAGGACUACUGCCUGGAGGAAGGCGUCUGCCGGAGGAAAUUCUUGGCGAGGUACUUCGGCGAGGAGUACAAGGCAUCCAUGUGCAACGGGAUGUGCGACCACUGCGCUAAGCGGGCGCCAUCGGUGCACCGCCGUACAUCGGACUGA